AUGUCCGGGUGGCUCUUGGCGCCGUUUGUGGUACAUCACGCCGCACUGAACCGUUUGAUACCUUCGAUGGACAGAGCACCGAUAUCCGGACUGUCACCGAGCGAAUUGGACUACUCGUUCGUCUCGCACACCCUUUCGCAUCCAACAACAGGCGUCAAAGCGACGAUGGCGUUGGCGUAUACUGUGUUGGUUGGCGCUUUUGCCGUUCACGCGACGUACGCCGUACCUGCGCUGCUCAGGUUUGCUAAGAGGUCAUCGUCCAGUGCCGCAAGUCCAGCAAAGCGGACCAGGAGGAGACGCCUCUCGCGAGCGACCAUCUCAAGCUCACUGGCAGGCAUCCUACUGGCAAGCCUGCUAUCCGUCGUACCCCUUCGUCACACCGACAGACUCACGAUUUCGGCUUCACUCAAGGCUCGCUACGACGCAGUGCUUGCAUACGCUUGGCCCACCCACUUCUUCUUCCGCACAUCCUGA
Messenger RNA from Pseudozyma hubeiensis SY62, 474 nucleotides. RefSeq lists its product as hypothetical. Lineage: Eukaryota; Fungi; Basidiomycota; Ustilaginomycetes; Ustilaginales; Ustilaginaceae. Bases 1 to 474 code for a protein of 157 amino acids. Gene Ontology annotation, biological process: lipid homeostasis. The transcript has a single exon. The record is from RefSeq and is a predicted model, not a curated record.